Molecule: messenger RNA, 1310 nt
Organism: Rubroshorea leprosula
Lineage: Eukaryota; Viridiplantae; Streptophyta; Magnoliopsida; Malvales; Dipterocarpaceae
Source: the annotation of a GenBank genome assembly
CCCCCCAAAGCCACCGACUUCCUCUUCCUUUGAAAACCGAAAAAGGGGCUUGAAAUUCUCCUUCUUUCUUGUUCAAUAACAAGAUUUAGGACCUAGAACACUCUCCUAAACCCAGAAAAUCCCAGAUCUGCGCUGUUCUUCCCCUUGCUGUCCGUCGGCCUCUGCUAUCCGUGAUUUCUGGUCUUUUUCUGGUAAGAUUCAAGCAUGAAUCCCUCUCUUUAACCUUGAAUUAGGUUGGGUUUACCUAAUUUCCUCUUGUCCCUUCAAUUUUGGUAGCUCCCGUGACAUCCCUUCCCCUUUCCCGAUCUCUGCCAAGCUCGCCAGAUCCGGCUUCUAUUGCUGGAAAUAUUCUGGUGCUGUUGUGGCUUAAAACUCUGGGGUCGAGUUUCCUGUUUAUGCCAAGUGAGGUAGUAUGACCCGAGACACGGAAACCAUGGGAAGUGACGAGUUAGAAGGCUAGCCAUUUCGAGAUUGAUAUAAUUUUAGAAAUAAAUCAUGUUUUUGUAAGAUAGGUUUUACCUUGUGAUUUUAAGUUUAAGUCAUGUUGGACAUAGAAUUAUUGAAAUAUCUUAUUUAAGUUAUUGGAUUGUCAGAUGUGAAUUGGAUGAGUUGCGAGCCUUGUGCAUUUGUGGGACCCUCUCACGAGUGCACGGCAUCUGUCGCGCCUCGAAUUCGGGUUUUGGGGCGUGACACCAGUGCCUGGUUCCAUCAAGACCCAGGCCCUGGGUUCCAUCAAGACCCAAGCCCUGGGUUCCAAGCAACCCAGGCGUGGAACCCAUGAAGCCUCGGUAUGCAUCUGAUGUGUCAAGUUAUUUGGACACGUCAUCAUGCUCCAGUUAAUUAACGGGAAAUAUCACUGAAUUUUUAACGGAGGGACUAAAUCGGGGUCAAAAUGGUAAAUAGUAUGGACCAAAUCAGGGAUUUUUUGAGUUGAGGGACUAAGUCGGGGGUCCGUACGAUAGUUGAGGGACCAAAAUGGGGGUUUAACCAAAGUAAUUGCUCUCCAACUUCAAGAGCCGCUUCUACAUAUCCUCCGUGAUUGCUCAACCAGAGCGUGAAGAACAUUAGGAAGGCCUCACAUUGUACUCACCCUAUACGUAUUGGCAAUUUUAUGUUCAGUCUUCAUGUAAUUUCUUGUGUCAUUUCAUUUCUCUCUUUAUUUUCUCCUAGUUAUUGUCUGUCUAUCAAACUCUCUAGUGUUAUGAUGCAAUUAGACGUGCAAAAGAGGCUAAACAACGUGUAUUCAAUAAGCCUCCAUAUAUAUACAAUGUGUAAGUGAUGCCCUAGUUAAAUAAAAGGCACCUUAGUUA